UUUGAAAACAAAAUGGCGUCGACACAAAAAUAUGAUAGUUUGAAUGACCGUGACCAGAGUGUUAAUUCUGCAAAAAAAUUAUCUUUCAAUGCAGAAAAAGAACAAUUGGAUACAAAUGGCAAUUCAAAACAGAAUUCUUCAGUUACGGUUCCUAGUUCAGAAUUAUUUGUGCUAUUAAUAAAAGAUGCUAUAUACGGUUACAUAUUUUGGAGUGUAUUUCAAGCUUUGUCUGCCAUGAUUUGGUUCUACCCACUGAAUGAACUUGAAAUAUCUGGCUAUGAAGCAUUUGCUGCUGUUUGGCUCUCUCCAUUCAUAUGCAUCAUUCCUGGUGUUCAUGCCUUCCUUCAACAGAAAUGGGUGCUGAUACUUCUACGGCUGAUCUCUGUUUGUAGUGUUGCGUCAUUUCAAGCCCCUACAACAUUAAUACGUCUGAUACUUCUUGCUACUGGCGCCGGCGUGUCAAUGCUUGUUCUGGCAGCCACACUAUGGAACUCUGACAAACUUGUCAGGUACAGAACAUUUUGGGGGUUGAUCCUUGGUCUUCAUGCUUUCCUGGCAAGUCGAGUCUGGUUUGUGACCUUUGCCCCAGCAUGGUGGGAUAACCAAAGUAACUCCAUAGUUAUUGCAUGUGGAGUUAUCUCAGCAUUGGGAUAUAGCUUAGAAGAAGCCUCCCCUCAAGUACAGGUUAAGCAGCAAAGUCCUGUCAACCAUUGGCUCCCCAGUGGGGUUGGACUUGGGAGCUUGCUGUGCCUUACUCACAUGUGCUUUGGUGAAGCCUCCCUGAUCACUCGCUGGACGGUCAAGGGUUACCCUGAAACUGGACCCUCUCCACUUCCCUGGGGAUCUCUGGUGCUUCUAUGCCUAUCCCUCGGCACAGCCGUACAGAUCAAGGCCGUUCUCGCUAUUCCUGUAACCCUCGCUGCCACUGUUUCCUUCUAUUUUUUGUUGUUGUUUCCUGAUCCCUGGCUGGCUUUUUAUGCUGGAUGCUGCCUCGCCUUUUUGACCAUGACCUUGUGGCCUGCUGUGAUUGACGUAUGCACCCAGUCCAACCCAGCCCUGUGUCUAACAGUUGCAAGUUUAACGUACAUCAUACAGAUUUUGUUUUGGGUUUGGACUGUCGCCUUUAACUUUGUGCCUUAUGGAGAGUUGACCAGAGAACACACAGACUGGGUGAUUGCUUGCAUUAUGGCAGGAAUUCUGCUCCUGUUUAUUUUCAGCAAAGCAUCGCAGGAGAGUUUUACCACAGUGUACACGCGCAUGGAGGACGAGCUUGUUCCUGCCCUAGGUCACUACCUCAAAGUGGUUUUUCUGAUUUUCCUGGUCAGCCAGGUGGGCAUGAUGAAAAGAUUAUCCAAGUACAAGCCAGGUUCAGAGGUCAAGUCCAAUCCAAAAAUAUUUACUGCAGGAAUUUGGACCUACCACUUUGGCUAUGAUAACAAAGGUUGGCCUAGCAUGGAAAGAGCUGCCACCAUGAUAAAUAAUACAGGUGUGGAUGUUAUUACACUACUUGAAAGCGAUGCCUCCAAACCUUUCCUCGGUAACAAUGACUUAGCUUCGUGGCUUGCUGAGAAACUCAAUUUUUACGUGGACUUUGGUCCAUCCACCAAAGAUCAUACUUGGGGAAACUUGAUCCUGUCCAAGUAUCCCAUUGUUAAGUCACAGCACCACCUUCUGCCCUCCCCUCAUGGAGAGCUGGCACCAGCAAUAACUGCCAGUAUAAACGUGAGCGGGACGCUGGUCAACUUUGUGGUCACACACAUGGGCAACGACAGGGACGUGGUGGACAGGAAUCUUCAGGCGGAGUUUUUAGCCAAGGAAUUGAGACAGUCAGUAGACCCAGCUGUGUUUCUUGGCUAUGUGACCUCUCCCCCAGGCAGUGAGAAUUACUGGCGCCUGAUAAAAGAUGGUAAAGUUAAAGAUAUAGAUCCCACAGAUCAGGAUCGCUGGUGUGAAUACAUUAUGUACAAAAAGUUGAUCAGGCGUGGCUAUGCAAGGAUCAGCCAUGGUGGAUUGAGUGAUACAGAAAUCCAAUUAGGGACAUUCCAAAUACCAGAAGAUCCUGUAAAUUACAAAGAUAAGAAGAAAGUGACCACCUCCCCCACAAAACAUAACAUAGAUAAGAGUGUUCUUUUCAACAAUGUUUUUGGCAACUACUAUCCUGGUCAUGGAUACUUUGACCACCAUGGCUUUCAUAUGGGAACACCCAAGUAUUUUUACAAUGACUAAAAUAGUUCAAGUUACUUGCUACUGUAAGCACAUCCUUAGUGGCUAGAAAACUGAAUUUCAUCUGUUGUCAGUUGCAAGAAGAAAAUUCUCAAUGUUCAAACAGCUAUUGCUAGUCAUCUUAUUUGUAAGCAUUUAGAAAGGCUUGUGUAUACACACACCCACCCAUACAUACAUACAUACAUAAAAAGAACUUUAAAAAAAAAUUUACAUACACACACAUACAACUUAAAAAUGUCUGACGAAUCAAAAAACUACACCUCUGAAGAUUUUUCUCUUUUUUUUAAAUUGUGAAUUGCAUUGCUGUUUUUAUAACCAGAUUUUGUUUUAUACUGAAACUGCUGUAAAACUGUGAACCCUUCUAGCACUACUAGCAGGCAGAGUGUCUGUUUCAACUAUUCCUCUUGUUACAUUCCAGUUGUAUAGUUUGAAUAUCACCAAAGAAAAAAAAAAGUUUUAUUUUAAUAAAAUAUAUUUUAAAUAAUAAUUUCUUAUACAUAUUAUAAUCCUGUUUAUCAAUUUGAAUUGUUAAUGGCUUGGCAAAUAAGAAAGGAAAAGAGAACCCCCUUGUUAUUACUAGCUUACAAUUUCCGUCCAGUUUUGAUGAAACUUAAGGAAAAAUAAAUGCACAUUGUUAAAUUGAUCUGGACAUUUGGUUGAACUGACACAAAAGUAUAACUUGAAUACAUAAUAAUAUUCCAGUUAUCUGAUAAUUUUUUUUUACAAAGAUUAAUAAUUUUGCUCAAAAUUGUUUAUGCAGCAUACAUAUUUUAUAUGUGUCGUGAAAAUUAUUUUUCUGAAUUAAAUAUAGAUCUGAAUAUUUAGUCAGAGACAGAUUACAUGUAGAUAAAAACAAGUUGUCUAUGCAUCAGUAAUGUUUUCUUUCUACUCAUAUUUAACAGUGCAUGUUGUGAAGAUAUUUGGAUCUGAUUUUUAUCCAGCUUGUCAAAAAACGCCUUAUAAAUUAUUCCAUUAUUUGCCGCCAUUUUGCCUCUGCUUAAUGCCUCCACAUAUUUUAUAAUUAUAUUCCUACAUACAGGUGGUGGAUGAUAGACUUAUUUAUAUUUAUAUUUGCUUGUUGUGUCAAGAUUGUGAUAACUUGUGUAUUCCAGAUGACAAAAUAUAGCUUGUGCCUUAUUGUUGUGGUUGGUUUGAGUUGAACACCUUUCGUAAGCUUUAGAACUUCUUAAGUGUAAUCAUUGCUCUACUUCCCAGCAGGAAUACUGUCAAAAUUAUGUUUAAGGGUUGUUUAUAAAUGAUGUCACUUUUUAUUUUUAAAAAGUAAUGUUAGGAAACUUUCAAUAAAUUGUAAUAAAAAGCGAUUAAAAUGCUUUAUGCUCACCAACCUUGGUUAUUAUUUUAGAAAACAUUUUUUUUUUAAAUUCAUCUGCAAAU
Molecule: messenger RNA, 3618 nt
Organism: Physella acuta
Lineage: Eukaryota; Metazoa; Mollusca; Gastropoda; Physidae
Product: PGAP2-interacting protein
Biological process (GO): GPI anchor biosynthetic process
Cellular component (GO): endoplasmic reticulum
Source: RefSeq, a predicted model, not a curated record